Molecule: messenger RNA, 1617 nt
Organism: Aspergillus puulaauensis
Lineage: Eukaryota; Fungi; Ascomycota; Eurotiomycetes; Eurotiales; Aspergillaceae
Product: sugar porter family MFS transporter
Exons: 4
Coding region: 1-1617 (538 amino acids)
Biological process (GO): carbohydrate transport; transmembrane transport
Cellular component (GO): membrane
Molecular function (GO): carbohydrate:proton symporter activity
Source: RefSeq, a predicted model, not a curated record
AUGAGUGUCAGCGAAGUCUCUGCGCGAGAGCCGGCCCAGAAUGCCGUUAUCCAGCGGCGCUCACACGCCAUAGCCGACCAGGUUGCAGAGCAGCAAGGCUGGCUGGAGAAGAAACUGAAGCCGAAGACCGUUUCGGCGAGAUACCCCUUCAAAGGGACCCCGUUGCUGUAUGCGACCUGCGCUUUUGGGAGUCUGGGAGAUGGCUUGUUUGGGUACAACUCCGGUAUUAUGUCCGGCCUGCUGGUCAAUGAGGCCUUUGUGGCCCGCUUCUUCAAAGACUACGGUGGUGCCGAUGGAACGACAACCGGCGUCAAUUCGUCCAUCACCGGAAUAUCUGUUGCCUGCUUGCAAGCGUCAGCUGCUGUCGGUGCCCUCAUUGCUGGACGCCUUGGGGACAUUGUCGGACGAAAGAAGUGCGUUCGCCUCGGUGGAUUCAUUUACUUCUUCAGCGCCUUUAUUCAGAUGUUCGCUCCCGGCUUCGGAACGUUCUUGGCCGGCCGUACCAUUCAGGGAUUGGGGGUCGGGUUUCUGUCCAUGACCGUGCCUAUCAUCCAAACCGAAAUCGCUGCACCGCACCGCCGCGGGUUGAUGGUGGGAAUUGAGUAUACGUUCUCGAUAGCAGGGUAUAUGCUUUCAUGCUGGGUUGACUAUGGGUUUAACUUCUUACUACCAAGUGAGAUGUCAUGGAGGGGGCCGUUCAUUGUGCAGAUCGCGCUGUCUUUCAUCCUCUUGGCCAUGUCCUUCUUCCUCCCAGAGACUCCCCGUUGGCUAGCGAAGAAUGGUUUUAUGGAGGAGAGCCUCCAGACAGUGGCGGACCUGCACUCUAACGGCGACACCAAUGCUCAGCACGUACAGCACGUCUUCCUUGAAAUCCAAGAAGCUGUCAUUUACGAAACCAACCUGGGCAAGUCUAGCUGGACGGAAAUGUUCACUCGGUAUCGCAAACGAACAAUCGUCGGCAUCACUGUGCAAAUGUUUGCUCAACUCAACGGAAUUAACAUCGUCUCCUUCUACCUCCCUAGUACCCUCGCGUCUGCCGGAUUCGACAAUAGAAAGUCACUGCUGUUUACCGCCGCCAAUGCGAUUCCAUACACCGCUGCCACCAUCGUUACCUGGUGGUUAGCAGACAGAUGGGGAAGAAAGCCACUGCUUAUUCUAGGAGGUCUCGGCAUGGCAAUCCUCCUCGCCGUCGUCUGCGCCUUUACACAAGCCAACCUCGACAUCAAAACCAAAGCCGACGGACAGUACGCAUUCGUAAUGCUGUACAACAUAGUCUACGGAUUCACCUGGGGACCUAUGCCGUGGCUCCUCCCCGCCGAGAUAUUCCCCCUCCGCGGCCGCAGCAAGGGCAUGGCGCUGGCAACAACAAGCAACUGGGUGUUCAAUUUCAUUAUCGGCAUGGUCUCCCCGGAUGCAUUUGCCGGUAUCCACGGGUACUUCUACGUUAUCAUCGCCGGGUUUUGUCUGUUCUCUGCUGGGCUAGUGUACUUUUACUACGUGGAGACUGCGAACCACUCGCUUGAGGAGAUUGCGGCGUUGUUUGGCGACCAGGCGUUUGAGAAUGAGGUUGUGGAGAUUGGAGAUGUCCGGAAAGAUGAGGUUAAGGAUGUCGUUUGA